Colletotrichum orchidophilum is the source of this 1308-nucleotide messenger RNA. RefSeq lists its product as uncharacterized. Lineage: Eukaryota; Fungi; Ascomycota; Sordariomycetes; Glomerellales; Glomerellaceae. Bases 1 to 1308 code for a protein of 435 amino acids. The record is from RefSeq and is a predicted model, not a curated record. The transcript has 5 exons.
AUGGAGGCCCCUCCAGGAAUGAACCCGGACGAGUCGCGGGCACAGAUGGUCAUUGGCGUCGCGUGCUUUGUGCUUUCAGUUGCCUUCCUGGCUGUGUCAAUACGAGUAUACACCAGAGUCUUAGUCAUAAGACAGUUUGGCAUAGAUGACUGGGCAUCUGUUUUUGCUUUCUUAUUGGUUCUUGGAUGCGGCUUGGCUGUCGCACUAAACACUAGAAAUGGUCUCGGUCGCCAUGUCUACUUUCUUACCUCUGAGCAAAUCCAGGCCUAUAACAUGACAUUCUACGUCACCAUUGUGUUUUACAAUGCAGCACUGUCCGGCAUCAAGAUGACUUUCCUCUUCCAAUACUACCGAGUCCUAGCGGUCCAGAAGAUGAAAAAGGUCUUCCUUGCGGCAAUGGUAAUAGUUGGCGCAUGGAGCAUUUCGCAGAUUCUUGUCGAGAUCUUCAUCUGUACCCCUAUUGCGGCCGGAUGGGACAAGAGCAUUAAGGGCUCAUGCAUACCGAACUAUCCCCAGUGGUACAUCAACGCGGCAGGCAACAUCAUCACCGACAUCAUCGUCUUUGUGCUGCCGCUCCCGGUGAUCAACCGACUGAACCUAGCCCGAGGCCAGAAAUACGUUCUGCUUGGCAUCUUCUGUCUGGGAUUCUUCACAUGCACUAUAUCGUUCAUUAGAAUCCGAUUUCUCAAACUCGAAGAAGACUUCACGUGGCAAAAUGUCGAAACCGCCUGCUGGUCCAUCGGCGAGCUCAGCUGUGGCCUGGUCUGCGCUUGUCUCCCGACUUUCCGACCUCUAGUCUCUCGAUUCAUCCCAGCACUCUCGAGUAACAAAAACAAGUCCUCCAAGUAUCGCAUGAACGGAGACUACUCUGAGAACACAGCAAAUACCUCACGUCACCGCAACGCCGAGCUCGGUGUUACACUAGGCAACCCGAACAAUUACUACGCCCGACACUCGAAGCGACGAACCGGCUCAUCUGAUAGCAAAGCGGAUCUUUAUGACAUCGCAAGCUACGAUUUGAGCCACUCUGACGCGAGCCGCCAAGGGGGACUGCCUAUCCAAGGCCAGAGAGAAAGCCCGGAUUUCAUCAGCCACGCGGAUCAAAUGCAGUCUUCACUACGGCAACAGGAAUCUAUCGAGUUGGGCGGGUAUAGACCGAAUCAUCACGCUAUUGUCGAAACGCGAAUCGAAGCGGGAAGGAGAGUCUCUGCUGACGAGAUCAGGCUACAACCUGGAGCGCCUAUAGAAGUCAAGUGCGACAUUGUGCAGAUUUCGUCUCAAAAGGUGGAGGCAAGGGGGUUCCCAUGA